AUGGCGAAGGAAUCAGCACCAGCGAGUCGGCACAAGAUGGCGAGCGGCAACGUGAAGGUGAAGGCCGGGACGCGGCCGCCAUGGGUGGGGCUGGCGGCGGCGGUGUGGGUGCAGAUGGCUGCGGGCAACGCGUACACGUUCCCGCUCUACUCGCCGGCGCUCAAGUCGGUGCUCGGCUACAACCAACGGCAGCUCGCCAUGCUCGGCGUUGCUAACGACAUCGGAGAGAACUUCGGCGUCGUCGCCGGGGUGCUCUGCAACAGCCUUGCGCCCUGGCUCGUGCUGCUUGUCGGCGCGGCGUUCUGCUUCCUCGGCUUCGGCGCGCUCUGGCUCGCCGUCAGUGGGACCGUGCUCGGCAUGCCUUACUGGCUGCUGUGGAUCGCACUGGCGAUCGGGACCAACAGCAACGCAUGGUUCGUGACGGCCGUGCUGGUGACCAACAUGCGCAACUUCCCGCUCCGUCGCGGCGUCGUCGCCGGCCUCCUCAAGGGCUACGUUGGCCUCAGCGCCGCGCUCUUCACCCAGAUCUUCUCCGGAGUGCUCCACCGCUCUCCCACGAGCCUCCUCCUCCUCCUCGCUAUCGGCCUCCCCGUGAUAUGCCUUUCCACCAUGUACUACGUGAGACCGUGCACUCCGGCGCUCGGUGCCGGUGGGGACGAGGAGGACGCCAUGCAGGACGGCCACUUCGCUUUCGCCCAGGUCGCGAGUGUCGUCCUCGGCGCGUACCUCGUCGGGACGACAGUCCUAGGCAGCGUCGUCAAGUUAUCCGACGCCACAAGCUACGCGCUCUUCGGUGUCACCGCGCUGCUGCUUCUUGCGCCCCUCGCUAUUCCGGUGAAGAUGACGCUGUUCAGAAGAGCGAAGCCGCCGCGGACGGACGCCACGGCAAGCGUCGAGACGCCGUCGUCGACCGAGGAGGAGCCGCUGCUGAUUCCAUCCGACGCAGCGCCGGCCGACGAGGACUCCGACAAGGUGGACGUCCUCCUGGCGGAAGGGGAGGGAGCAGUAGUGAAAAGGAAGAGGCGGCCAAGGAGGGGAGAAGAUUUCGAGCUCGCCGAGGCGCUCGUCAAGGCCGACUUUUGGCUGCUGUGGGUUGGCUACUUCAUCGGCGUCGGGACCGGAGUCACCGUGCUGAACAACCUAGCGCAGAUCGGCGCCGCCGCAGGCAUCGCUGACACAACCAUCUUGUUGUCCCUGUUCGGCCUUGGCAACUUCCUCGGUCGGCUCGGCGGAGGCGCAAUCUCAGAGAAGUUUGUGUCAAUGCUGCUGGUACCCCGGCCUAUAUGGAUGGCGCUGACGCAGACCAUCCUCGCCGUCGCCUACCUCUGCUUGGCCUACGCCCUCGGCCCCGGCAUUGUCUACGCCUGCGCCACCAUCAUCGGCAUCUGCUACGGGGCGCAGUUCGCCGUCAUGAUCCCGACGACCUCCGAGCUGUUCGGGCUCAAGAACUUCGGCCUCUUCUACAACCUCAUGUCCCUGGCGAACCCGCUGGGUGCGUUGCUGUUCUCCGAAGAGCUCGCGGGGCGGCUGUACGACGAGGAGGCCGCGAGGCAGCGGCGCCCCGGCCACGCUCCGCACGCGUGCCUCGGGCCGGACUGCUUCAAGGUCGCGUUCGUGGUGCUGGCCGGCGCUUGCGCGCUGGGGACGGCGGUGAGCCUGGUCUUGGCGGCGAGGAUACGGCCGGUGUACCGCAACCUGUACUCCGGCGGGUCGUUCAGGCUACCCAACAGUUCCCAGCAGCAUUGA
Messenger RNA from Phragmites australis (common reed), 1746 nucleotides. Its product is annotated as protein NUCLEAR FUSION DEFECTIVE 4-like. The transcript has 3 exons. Bases 1 to 1746 code for a protein of 581 amino acids. The record is from RefSeq and is a predicted model, not a curated record. Gene Ontology annotation, cellular component: membrane. Lineage: Eukaryota; Viridiplantae; Streptophyta; Magnoliopsida; Poales; Poaceae.